This is a messenger RNA of Aspergillus nidulans FGSC A4, 1914 nucleotides long. RefSeq lists its product as uncharacterized. The record is from RefSeq and is a predicted model, not a curated record. Lineage: Eukaryota; Fungi; Ascomycota; Eurotiomycetes; Eurotiales; Aspergillaceae. Bases 1 to 1914 code for a protein of 637 amino acids. Gene Ontology annotation, molecular function: hydrolase activity. The transcript is spliced from 2 exons. Gene Ontology annotation, biological process: carbohydrate metabolic process.
AUGAAAUCCAGAAAGCUAUUGUCACUGGUCCCCCUCGUGGGUGUAUCCCACGCCCUCAAUGCAACGUCCCUCACAAGUCAAUACCUCGGUGCUGAUGCCCCUUGGUACACUUCCCGAAUCCCGCUAUUCGAAACCUCGGUCUCGUCAAUUGAGGAAGUCUACUAUUACCGCUGGUCCAUCUUCCGUGCACACCAGCGCGAUCUAGGAUCCCUUGGGUAUAUAUCCACCGAGUUCAUCAAUGACGUCUCGUGGCAGACUUCCCCAUGGGGGAUUUUGAUUGAUGCAGCCAACUUCCAUCUCCGGGAAGGACGCUGGUGUCGAGACCGUCGGUUCAAGGAGGAUUACGCUGAUACUCUCUUUGGACCGAAUACAUACCCCUAUCAGUUCUCAGAGGUCUUGGCCGAUGGCGUCUGGGCGGGCUACCUGGUGGACGGAGUGAUUGACGAUGCCGUACAACGUUUAGAGGCUAUGGUCAGUGUCUACGAGGGGUGGAGCGACGAAAAUGCAACGGGUGGCGUUGGCGGCUACGAUGAGAGCAAAGGGCUCUACUGGAUCCAGCCCUUGGAUGAUGCGACAGAGUACACGAUCUCUAGCAUCGACGCGAGCGGUGGGUAUGAUGGGUUUUUUGGGGGCGAGGCGUUCAGGCCGAGCAUCAACGCCUACCAGUUCGCCAACGCGAAAGCGAUCUCAAAUCUCGCAGCCUCGUCGGGCAACGAGGAUCUCGCGGACGAGUACAACGCCAAAGCAGAAACUAUCAAGUCCCUUGUCCAGCAAUAUCUAUGGAACACUACCUUCAACCACUUCAUCGACCGGUUCUACGUCAACAAUGAGAACGUCACAUACUGGGAUCCGAUCCGGGGACGAGAGCUAGUCGGGUACGUGCCCUGGACGCAUGACCUGCCAGACGACAAUGAAACGUAUGCCCAGGCCUGGAGCCAUAUCCUCGACAGUGAGAAACUGGCUGGAUCGCAUGGGCUGCGCACCAACGAGCCCAGUUACGAGUACUACAUGAGGCAAUACCGCUAUGAAGGCUCCAACCCGGAAUGCCAGUGGAACGGACCUUCGUGGCCGUACCAGACGACUCAGGUUCUGACAGGACUCGCCAAUCUCCUCGAUCAUUACCCAGUCUCGUCGGCGGCGGGCAUAAUCAGUAAGAAGGACUACAACAGCCUCUUGACGCAGUACGCGAAUCUCCACUAUAACCCCUCGUACGACGGUAUCCUGAACCUAGAGGAAGACUACAACGCCGACACGGGCGUCCCAAUUGUCGGCCUCGCAAGAAGUCCGCACUAUUUCCACUCCGGCUUUAUCGAUCAGGUCAUUUCCGGGUUUGUCGGGAUCAGACCGUCUGCUGAAGAUGUGCUUGACGUGAACCCGCUAGCGGAUGCCGACGAAGUCUCUUACUUCCGUCUUGAGAACGUGCUCUAUCAUGGACACGAUGUUUCUGUGCAAUGGGAUGCAGAUGGAACCCGAUACGGCUCGUCAGGGCUCCAGGUCGAGGUCGACGGCGAGGUUGUCGCAAGUUCCGACACAUUGUCCCGGCUCUCGGUCAAUAUCACUCGCGUGGUUCCCCCUGCUAUCGACCGUCCUAUCGCAAAAUCUAUCCAGCUGGGCCUUGACACGGAAUACCCUGUCGGAAAUGUAUCUGUUCCUGGAGUUGACGCGUCUGACAUCCAUUUCGUCAUUGAUGGGCGCGUAUGGUUUUACCCCGAAAUUCAAAAUUGGUGGGACACGCCAAUUGGUAGUGGCGAGGAGAUCUGGUACGAGAUCAAUUUCGGAGAAGCCGUAAAGGUGACGAGGGCAGAGAUCGCAUUCGCGGUUGUUGAGGAGGCGAAUGUCGAUAUCCCCAACAGCUAUCGUUUUGAGUGCCUAGACGGGGAUGAGUGGGUAGGUCUCGAUAUCGAUGGGGAGUGA